GACCGUGCCCCACAAACAGGGGUGGUGACCGCAAUUCCUGCAGCCCACGGCGGAGUGCGACGAUGGCUUCUAAGGAGUCGUCUAGUUCUGAUCGAAAAGUGGUUGUUCUGCUGAGAGCUACUGGGGAUGCUCCCAUUCUCAAACAAACCAAGUUUAAGAUGCCUGGAACAGACAAAUUUAUUAAAGUUAUUGAUUACAUACGCCGGUCAAUUCAACGAGACACCUUGUUUGUGUUUGUCAAUAGUGCAUUCUCACCAGGUCCAGAUGAGACAGUUAAUGAUCUUUACGACAACUUUGGAAUUGAUGGGAAGUUGGUGGUAAAUUAUGCCUGCUCAAUGGCUUGGGGCUAAUAUGCAGUGGGUAAAGUUUAGUGCUGAUGCUGUAAAUAGUAUAUUGAACAGUUCAUUUUAUACAGCUAUGACUUUAGUUUAAACUCAUCUAUUUAUUUUUUUACAAAUUUUCUUCCACAUUUUAGGCUGCUUUACCAGAUGGAAAAGAUAUCUAGUCUAGUUCCAGAGUCUCAUACUUAUCAAGGUCCAGAGUCUGUAAAUUUUUAUUUCUUUGAUAGAUCUCUUUAAUUAAUUGUUUGAACAUAGAAUACCAGACUAUGAAAGCCAAAAGAUACUUGUUCCAAAUUAUGAUAUGGAAGCUCAAAUUCUUGAUUAGCA
Messenger RNA from Momordica charantia (bitter melon), 668 nucleotides. RefSeq names its product Ubiquitin-like superfamily protein (gene ATG12A). The record is from RefSeq and is a predicted model, not a curated record. Gene Ontology annotation, cellular component: autophagosome membrane; Atg12-Atg5-Atg16 complex; phagophore assembly site membrane. Gene Ontology annotation, molecular function: Atg8-family ligase activity. Gene Ontology annotation, biological process: piecemeal microautophagy of the nucleus; protein lipidation involved in autophagosome assembly; autophagosome assembly. Lineage: Eukaryota; Viridiplantae; Streptophyta; Magnoliopsida; Cucurbitales; Cucurbitaceae.